AUGCAGUUUUUGCAUGAUCGCUCAGAGGAUGUAGAAGUCGAUAGUAGCAUCUCUGCUAAAGCUUCAGGAUUUUACAAUUAUUUGGAAUCAUUCGAGUGUGUAUUCUUUUUAACGACGAUGAUUGAAAUAUUUGAUCAUAUAGAGGUUUUAAACAAAGAACUGCAAAAUUCGGAACUAUGUGUUAUCGAAUCAUAUCAAAAAAUUGAAGCUGUAACUGAUUUUUUAAUUGAUUCUCGAGAUUCAAAAUUUGUAAAAAUUUGGCAAAAAUGCCUUGAAACUGUUGACAAACUUGAACUCGAAGAACCUAAACUUCCACGACAGCGUAAAAUUCCAAAACGUAUACAAACAUCUACAAGCGAAGACCACAGAUUCAACACACCCGAAGACUUUUACAGAAAAUUGUACUUCGAAGUUUUUGACCAAAUAAUUGUGUCCUUAAAAAGUAGAUUCGAAAAUGAUUCUGCAGGAUUUUUCAAAUCUUUGGAGCAAUUUGUUAUUGGUGAGCCUGUAAAUGUAGACGAAAUUGUAGACUUUUAUAAGGAUGAUUUCGAUAAAGAAAGAUUGAUCAAUGAUAGGGAAAUGUUUUUGCAACUCUUGAAGAGAAAAAAUGUUCAAGUGAAAAAUUUGAGGGAAGUUGUAGAUUUUUUAAAGCAAAACGAGUGGAGUAGAGGAUUAAUUCUAGAGUUUGUGCGUUUUGUUAAGCUGCUCAUGACGAUUCCAGGAUCAUCUUGUUCAAACGAACGAAGUUUCUCUACACUCCGACGACUUAAAACUUAUUUGAGAUCAAUGAUGCGACAAGAUCGAUUGAAUAACAUAGCCCUUAUACAUAUUUACUCUGAAAUGGCUGACAAACUUGAUUUAGAGAAACUAUUAGAUACUUUUAUUUCACAAAAUUCAAAACGCAGUGCAGUUUUCGCAUUGAGCAGAUAA
This is a messenger RNA of Leptopilina boulardi, 930 nucleotides long. RefSeq lists its product as uncharacterized. Gene Ontology annotation, molecular function: protein dimerization activity. Bases 1 to 930 code for a protein of 309 amino acids. NCBI's taxonomy places the organism in Eukaryota, Metazoa, Arthropoda, Insecta, Hymenoptera, Figitidae. The transcript has a single exon. The record is from RefSeq and is a predicted model, not a curated record.